Lutzomyia longipalpis is the source of this 7770-nucleotide messenger RNA. It is a transcript of the gene Fas2, whose product is annotated as fasciclin-2. The coding region runs from base 336 to 2711 and encodes 791 amino acids. The transcript has 7 exons. Gene Ontology annotation, biological process: synapse organization; homophilic cell-cell adhesion. The record is from RefSeq and is a predicted model, not a curated record. Gene Ontology annotation, cellular component: axon; neuronal cell body; plasma membrane. Gene Ontology annotation, molecular function: axon guidance receptor activity; protein binding. Lineage: Eukaryota; Metazoa; Arthropoda; Insecta; Diptera; Psychodidae.
AGACAUGGCGUUUUAUUGAUUUUUUGGGAUUGCAUUUUUGUGUUGUGUUUUUUGCGUUUGUUGAGUAAAUUGUUGGCAUUUUACUAUUCUUUCCACCCACUGGGGCUGCAGACGCGUGUGCUGAGGGACCAUUUAAACGGACAAUUCGCGAGUGGGGCUCGUGAAAUAUGUAAUUUGUGGGGAAGAAUUUUGUUGGAAAUUUCUCAGAGCUCGUUCAGGGCGGGGCUGAAGGCAUUCUUUUUUCGCAUUUUUCAAGUGAAUUUCGCACAGUGUGGACGUCCGGAAGGGGACAAGGUGGUAGUUGGGAAUAUUUGUGACAAGGCAGUUGGUGCAAAAUGCAGGCAUUCCGGGGAAUUUUGGUGGUUUUCUUUGUAAUUGAUUGUGUUUGGGGUCAAAUUCAGCCGCAUUUGGAGAUUCUCCCCAUGCAAUCAGUCCAGCGGAAGCCCGUGGGAAAGUCCCUCAUGCUAACGUGCCGGCCAAAUGUGCCAGAUGUGAAUUUAGUGUCGGAUCUUCAGUGGAAAGAUGUGCAGAACAUGACGAUUCUGCCCAAGCCGAUUGAAUAUUAUCAUCCACUGUACGAUUCAUCCGGGAAUCAAUUGCCAAAGAAACCUGGGCAACAACCACCUCCUAUGUACACGGAAGUUCUUCCGGGAGACCUAAGUCUAGCCCUACUUAUACCCGUUCUAACUGACACAAUGGCUGGAACCUACUACUGUACUGCCUCGUAUGCAAAUACCGAAUUAAUGGUACAAUCGGUACGUAUUGAAACGUACUUGGCGAUUACGUGGAAGGAUGCUCCGGAGAAUCAGUAUCCUCUCCUGGGGUCAGACUAUGUGGUAAAGUGCGAAGUGACAGCACGACCGGCACCGUCGAUUGAUUGGCUUCGAAAUGGGGAUCCCAUUAAGACGGGUGAUCGGUACGUUGUACGUACCCAUGGGCUUCUCAUACGUAGCGUUGAGGAGGCUGAUGAUGGUAUCUACACGUGUCGUGCAGCUGUUAUACAAACUGGGGAACUCGUUGAACGAAAUAUUCGGGUUGAAGUGCAAAUAAAGCCCGAAAUCUAUGGGCUGGCAAAUGUCCUGGAAACAGUUGAGGGGCAACAAUUCUCAACAUUUUGCAAUGCAACGGGGAAACCUGUGCCGGAAUUUACGUGGGUUAAGUCAAUUGAUCAGCGUAAUGUGGCAAAUGCGGAUCGUUUUAUUGUUAAUUCCAUCACGGGGCAAAUGAAUAUCCUUACAGUGGAUAAGGAUGAUUAUGGGUAUUAUACGUGUAUUGCGAGAAAUGCCGCCGGUGUGGCGGAAGCUAAAACACUGCUAGACGUGGUGAUACGACCGAGAAUCUAUGAAUUGUGGAAUACAACGGUUGCAGUGAAGGUGGAGGGGCAACUUCUCUGCAAGGCGACAGGACGUCCCCCGCCGCUCAUCACAUUCCGUCGAUGGGGAUCGAAGGAGGAAUUAGUGCCUGGACCACAGCCAACAGAUGAUCGUAUCGUACUUGAGCAGUCAUUUGACGAUGAACGCGGCGAAUCGAGUGGUACGAUGAGAAUUUUGGAUGUCAAUCGUACGGAUGAUGGGCUGUAUGAAUGCGUGGCACGCAAUAAGGGUGAGAGUGCGUUCAAAGUGGGGCACAUUGCGGUGGAAUAUCCACCCACAUUUGACUACAUGAAGACCCUACCGCCGAUGUUUAGUUGGGAAGAGCGUCCGGUGAAUUUGAGUUGCCUCGCCGAGGGUAUUCCGAAUGCAACAAUUGAGUGGCGUCUCAAUGAGCGUCUCGUGACGGAGUUGUACGAUCGGAAUCUCGAGGUACACGGUAGUGGUCCAAGGAGUGAUUUGAUCGUCACUCCAGUGGACAAUCGGUACUACACAGCGUACAAAUGCAUUGCGAGCAAUCGCCUGGGACGUAGUGAGCAUAUAAUGCAGCUGAAAUUAGCACGAAUCCCCGGGCCGAUUCCACAGGCAAUUCCACGCAUUGUUACCGCGACGAGUAUUACAUUUGAUAUUCUGCCACCGCCUGUGGAAUUGGGAAUGCCCAUUACGGCGUAUUCGGUGCAGUACAUCAAAGAACUCGAUCGUGAUUGGAAUUAUGCCUUCAAUAGAACCUUCACACCCGAUAGUCCGUACAUUGUUGAGGGGCUCAUGCCGCAAACCACCUACAAUUUCCGCUUUGCCGCCCGGAAUCUCGUGGGUUUGGGUCAGUGGAGCGCGUACAAGCUCCAGUCGACACCACGACGUUCGGAGCCCGAACCACCGCGGCUCCUUCACAAUUCAAUUGAUGCCUCCGAAGGGGAUGAUGGGGAAGACCCCAUCGUCAUGUCACCGUAUGCGGAUCACUUUGAGGUGCGAUGGAGUGUGCCGCCGAACAAUGGGGAAGUCAUUGAUUUCUAUCAACUACGAUACUGUCCGGGGGUAAAAGUCAAUGGGGAGUGGCAUGAGACGGGUGAAAUGUGCGUAACACGUGAUAUUCUUGCAACGGAAACCACAACGUAUGACAUGAGUGGACUACAAGCGGGAACGUACUACAGGACAGAGUUGAGGGCACACAAUGCCAUUGGAUUCUCAGAGCCGACCAGCUUGAUGAUUAAGACGGCACGAGGAAAUUAUUUCAACGCACAUUCACUGGGUGUUACAUAUCAAUGGUCAUCCGCUCUUUUUCACGGAUUCAUUGUCCAGCUCUCAGUUUACCAACUUUGGCAGCUGUUGUGCACAUCCUAAAGUAACAAAUAAAGUUAAACUGAACUGAAUUGUUGAUGGCAUGUUGAUGCUCUUGAAAUUCAUCUUGGGGUGUGUGUGUAUGUGGUGAAGGUUUAAACAAGAAGAUGAAAGAAGGAAAGAAAUCCAACAAAAAAAAAAUGGGCAAAAUGUAGCAAUUUAUAGUUGCAUAUGGUGAUGUGGAAAAUAAGAAAAGGAAAAGAUGAAGAAAAACAAGAAGUAGAAAGACACUUGAAUCUCAUCUCAUGUUAAAUGAAGAAUGUUAAGCGCACUCUAAAGCAGCACAAGAAAUUUGAAGGAAGAAAAAUGCAAAGAUCCCACGAAUCUUCGUGGAUUUUUUCCUCUCAUCAAAUAGAAUGUACAAAUUCAUUGAAUUUAUAGAAAUGAAAACAUUUAAAUUUUUUUUCUUCUUGUUAGGAUGUUAAAGAGAAAAUAAGAAUAGAAGAAAUCUUGAGAAAGAGAGAAAAAAAUACAUCAAGAUUUGUUAAUGAAAACAUGCUAACCAAAAGAAAGUCCUUACAAUCAAUUUAAACAAUUUAAAUCAAAAUAAAUUUGAAGAGAAACAAAUAGUUUUCUACAGAUAUUUAAUAAAAUUUAAUCAAUAGAUAGAGAAGGAAAAAAAAAACUUCACGUGUGGUGUGAAGAAAUAACUCUGAGAAUGAUUAGAAGAACAGAUUUUUCCCAUUUCUCGAGCGGAUAUUGAAUGAUGUGUUUAUAAAACACAUGUCUCGAAUCUAUUGACACGGAAAGUCGAUACAUUGUGAGAAUAAAUAUUAUUCUUUAAGGAAACCACCGACUGCGAAAGAAUUUCUUUUCAUUUUCACAACAAUUUCAAUGGGGGGACACUGAAAAAAAUUGUAACAGAAACCACACAGAAGAUUAGACGACGGGGAAAAUAGGAGUUUAUUCAUUUUUGAGGUCUUUACGAUAUCUUUAGUGAAAAUAAAAUAAUGGAUAUUUUUGUGUGUCAAAAGGACAUCCAAGAAAAGUCAAAUAUACUUUCAAUAAUCCACUGAAGAUAGAUUAAAUGUACGGGUAAGCUGACCAAGCUUACGGGAGCUGUGUUUCUUUCAGUGUACCAAUUUUGUGAGAGCAAACUAGAGCGUAAAUUAAUUUAAAUACGCGCAAAGUCGGGAAAAGUUGAAAAGUCAUCCCCCAAGAAAUCUUUAAAACGCCAUAUCUCGGGAACGGCUCCAUAGAUUUUCGAGUUUGAGCUAUCGUUGGAAAGGUCUUGACCUCAACUAUAAUAUAUUAAAAUAUGAAGUAAAUCGAUAAUGGCAUUUUCGAAAUAUUCGAGUUCGAAAUUUUCGAAAAUUUUGAUUUUGACUUUAGCACCCCUCGCGGUCAUUUCUCGAACUUGCAAUGUUCUAGACAUUUGUAGGGCUUCAUGAAACCUUUCAUUUGCACUUGAGUUGAUCAAAAUCGGACUUGUAGAACCCGAGAUAUGACAUGCCAACUUUGGAAAGCUAUAUCUCGAGAACGGAGACAUAGAUUUUCUUCAUUUUUGGCAUGGAGCUAGAUAAUAUGGUCAGCUAUAACAUAUCAAAAAAUGAAGCAAAUCGAUAAUGGCGUUUUCGAGAUAUUCAUCGAAAACUCAUCGAAAAUUUUGUUUUUGAUUUUUGGCCCCCUAGCGGUCACUUUUGAAACUUCGGAUGUUCUAGAGAGUUGUAGGGUUUGUUGAGAUCUUUCAUUUGACCCCGGGUUGAUCAAAAUCGGUCAAGCCGUUUUCGAGUUAUGGUCGAUUUUCGAUGAAAAAUUGUGGCAGCCAUAUUGGCUAAACGGCUUGACCGAUUUUCGAAAAUGAGGUAUCGUUGGAAAGCUUUUGAUGGCCCCUACAACAUAUCAAAAUUUCAGAUUUUUCGCUAUUACAGGGGCUGAGAUAUAGCGAAAACAAAAUUUUGAGGUUAUUCAAAAUGGCGGACGGAGGGGAGGGGGGGUGGAUUUGACCUCAUAAUCGGAUGUCUUCCAGUCGAUAUUUAAACUUUGCCGUUUACCGCAAGUCUCUAUCUAUUACCGUUCUCUUGCAAUUUAACGUUGUACUACGGCCGGACGGACGGACGGACGGACGGACGGACGGCCGGAAAAAAUCUUAUUUUUGGCGCAUACGUUUUUUGGAAUGUGGGGACCCUAAUUCGUGCUCAUCCCAAGUUUGAGCCCGAUCUGACGACUUUCGAUUUUGCUCGGUACACAAAAGCUGUGUCUGAAAGAAACACAGCUAAAAGUUUGGAAAAUAUUUGUGCAAAAAUACGCAUAAACCACGCCUCCAUUGUAGCUUAUUUCGUACGUUUGAAGCAUAUGCACCAGUGCUUCAUUAGUAUUUUUUUUUCACAAGAAAUAGACAGAAAAAGAAAAGAGUUCAUAAAAGAUAAGGACUUGGAUUACCCAAUCAAGGAAAUUAACCUAAGGAUUAAUCGAUUAAUUGGUAAGAAUCAUCUUUAACCGUAAAUUGGAUAUAAUCGGUCAGUUAUCCUGAUUUCUUAAAAAUCUACGAUGAAGUUUGAAGAUUAUUUGCAUAAAAAAAAGAUACAGGGUGGCCAGGAAAUUAGGGCAUGAUUUUAACCGCGAAUAACUUUUGAUUGGAUUGAGAUAUCUGAAAACUUCUGCCGCCAAAAGAUGCGUAAACUCAAAAAGUUUUAUUUGCUUUUUAUUUCAAGUCGGUAUCUUAAAAAUUGGAGCUGCCAGAGCAAAAAAUUCGCCCAGAGUUUUUCGAAAAUUCGAAUUUAAAUUUAACGUAUUUAGACUAAAAAUCAAUUUUUCAUCCCAAAACUCACGAUUAGUUACGAAAAGAAAAAGCUGGAGACAUUAAAUAUUGAUAAAUAUGAGUUGAAGGAAUAUUUAAAAUUUUGUAGAUUUUUUUAGAAUUAUAAAUGAGAAAUUCUCCGCAAAUAUAUCCAAUGAUUUUCAGCACAAUUCUCCCAAUUUGCUGAAAAGAAAAUAAUAUUUCUCCUUUGCCAAAGAUUUAUUCAAUUCAAACGUGAAAUAAUCUAUUGUAUUUCAUUUAUAUAUAUUUUUAAAUAAUGUUCUAGGGUAAGUUUUGCAAAUUUAUUGACUCUUCAAAUGUUUUCCGCGGAUGUUAACCCUUUAAAUGCCAAGUGGGGUCUCUUAACAAUCAAUAAUUUAUUACCCACAAAUAACCUUUUUCUUUGAUCAACGAGAGUUCUUUUGCAUUUAAUUUAUAUUUUUUACUCUACAAAAAUGCAUUUAAAAAUAUCUUAACUUUUUACGUUUAGUUAAAAAUUUUUAAUUUGAAUUUUUUAAGCAGUAAUUUAAUUUUCUUUAUCAUAUUUCUUUUCUAAAUAAUUUCUACAACGAUUGUUUUCUUAAAAACUUUCUAGAAUUUUUUAUUCUAACUUUUAAUAAGAAUUCAAUGGCAAUUUCAAUGGAAAAUUCCUAGAAAUAUCAUAGGAACUUUAAACAUUUUUCUAAGGAGGUUUUCCAUUGUUUCCUUACUAUCUUUUUACUGAAGGAAUGAGCAUUUUUUUUUAGUUUCUUCUUCAAUUCUUGGAAACUAUUAUAGCACAAAAUGCGUCUAAGCUAAAGUAUUAAGGAAGCUUUUUAGUUCUUAAAUUUGUUUUUGUACAAAUCAGCUCAAAAAUAAUAUUUUCUUCUAAUAAUUCUCAGAGUUUCUUCGGACCAUUUUAGGUUAUAUUUAAUAGUGUGCUAAAAAAUAAAAUUAACCUCUAGGCCGCCAAGCGGGGUCGUUGAACGACCCCAGCCCUAUAUUUCGUGCUAUAACUUAAUAAAUAUAAAAGAUACCAUUCCCAUCUUUUGGAAAUAAGUUCUUUGGUUAUCUGAGGAGGUUGUGUAAAAAUUUCAGCUCAAUCCGUCCACCACAAGAAAAGUUAUUAAGGAAAAUGUAGAAGAAGGGAAUUCAAAAAUUGGUGUAACGGCCAUGCUGCGGAAAAUUUCUUAGAAUGAAGUUAGUCACAUCAUAAAUCAUAUGGUUGAAGGGGGUUGAAGGGUUGUGUUUACUUUCUCACUAUACCUUCUCAGUGUCAGAAUUAUCGCGAAUAAGUAACAUAAACAACAUAAAACAUAAUUAGAAGCAUAUAAAUGUGCAAAACAAUAAAGAAUAUUCGAGAAAUAUUGCCAUUUAUCACGGUGCGGGAAGUGAGGGGAAUGUGGGGAAGUAGUGAAAAAAAAUAGCAGUUGCGGUCAACUUCGUGGCAAAUUUCUCACGAAGAAAGUGUGAAAAAUGAGUGAAAAAUGUUUUUCCCUAAUAUCUCCUUCUGCGUGUUUCCGGGUGGCGAAUUUGUGAUGCAAGGGGCAAGAGGACUAUAUAAGGAGUCUAAAGGUAGUGACCCGACAGUUCCCGGUUGUAUGGUUUAUGAGAAAAUCGACUUCCUUCUUGGGGUCGUUCAACGACCCCACCUUGGCGCUCUAAGGAAGCUCCAAGGUCUUGGCGGCCUGCAGGUUAAAUAGCACAAAAUACGGACUUGCCUGGACUUUUGUGAAAUGAAAUUUCGCAAAAGUAUUUAAUAUUUGAAUAAGAUGAGAAACAAUCAAAAUUUGUUAGAAAUAUAUUUGAAGCAGCUUAUAGAGGGAAGGUAAUAAAGAAAAAAAGAAUUUAUUUUACAACAAAAUGCAAUAUAUUAAAUCAAAAGGAAAAUAAAGAAAAAAUUAAAUCUACUUAAGAACUACUCAAAGUAAAUAAAAAUUAGAAAUGUUUUACUUAAAAUCUCAUUGAAAGAAAUUAUAUAGAGUUAUUUGUAUGACAAUAAAAUACAAAAAAAAAAACGCAAAAUAGUCAGAGAAUUUUGGGAAAAUUUUGAUGAAGAAGAGAGAAGAAGAGGAAAAAAAGUAUUUUUAAGUUUAUCUUGAACUAUAAAUAGAAUCUCAAGUGUUCUCUUUUGCAUAUUUUAAUUAAUUUGAGGGAGGAGAUUAUAUUCGUUACGAGAAAACGAUGACAUGUGAUUAUAGAUUAUGAUGAUCACAUGAAAUUUUGAGAGAGAGAAAAUAUUGUUAAUAGUGAUGAAAAUGAUGCGAAAAUAUGUUGGGACAUUGGAUGAUUUUAUUAAUAGAAAAAAAAACAGUUGAAAUUUGAAGUAAAGAUUUGAAAAUA